UUCUUCACCAAAUCAAGGUCAAGGCGCUCAUUUGUGGACGGGAAUUUUUCUGAAGCAGCGAAGGUGCUUAUAAAUUCUACGUAGACGCCUUGGAGUAGCUCGAGUUUUGGACACGAGUUCAGAGCACCCAGGUAGAAAGGGAAGGGCAAGGAUGGCAGGAAAGGUGUGCCAUGGGUGCGGACAGGAGGGGCAUUUGAGGAAGAAUUGCCCCACAGAUUCGUUGGGUCAGAACAGCCGGGACGCUGACCAUACAGCUAAGCAGUGUCGGAAUUGUGAUGAGAUUGGUCACAUCGCUCGGGAUUGCCAGUAUGAGCAGACGUGCCACAAUUGCCGGCAGCCUGGCCAUGUGCGCAGCGCGUGCACCAACAAGGCCACCUGCCGGAACUGCGGGGAGAGCGGGCACAUCGCGAGGGAGUGCAAGUAUGAGCAAACGUGUCAGCAGUGCGGGCAGAGCGGACACCUUAGGCAGGAUUGUCCGGAGCUUGCCUCCGUGAAAAAGGGGAAGGUCGGCGAGAAGACCUGCCACACUUGCGGGCAGCCGGGCCACUUGAAGGUGGAUUGUCCUCAGGCCCCCGUGAAGGAGAACGGAGCCCUGGCCAAGGCGUGCCAUGCGUGCGGAGAGGUGGGGCACCUGAAGAGGGACUGCACAAAGGCACCCGUAGCGAACGGCGGUGGGGUGAAGACCUGCCAUGGGUGUGGCCAGCCGGGCCAUUUGAAGCGGGACUGCCCCGAGGCAGUGCACGAAGGGGACGAUCAGCGGGUGUGCCACAAUUGCGGGCAGGCGGGGCACAUCAGGCGGGAUUGCCCGUCAGGGUAUGAGAAGGCGUGCCAUACCUGUGGCCAAACUGGCCACCUGAAGCGCGAGUGCCCUCAGCUGAUUGCUGUAGCCUAGCUCGGAGUGGGAGCACUUGCACACCAACAUCGAAUCGCGAAUGGGUUUAUUUGGGCAAGCCCGACUUGCCCUUCGUUCUAGUGUUUCCGUUGUUUGCAACGUUGGGGCUUAGAGAUUGAUAGCUUGAGGUAGUGUAGGAACUGAGCUUAGUAUCUGAUGAAGGAGUGAUAUGACACUCAACAAUAGGGAGUUUCGAUAUGGUAGUUGCCAGGUUUAGAGUUCUUUGGAAGCUCUCAGAGCAAUGUCGGUGCAGAUCGGAUCCACCCUUGCAGCUUUGCUGUGAAGAUAUUGCUCGUCUCUCUCAAGUAGAUUUGUUAUGGAACCCCUGAACCUGGUGCGAUGUAGAUGGUGCAUGCCAAGGCUUUGGUUUGAUCGUUGAAGUGAACUUUGAAGGAGAACUGCCUGCUUCGCUGCAUCUGGUUAAUUGCUUGUGAUUCCGAUAGCAGGUUCAAAAUCAGUAGUUAGAGCUAGAAGCACAUCUUCGAAAUGUCCAUUUGUUGAACUCAAGGAUACACCUGCUUCUGAAUUUGCUUGCUGGC
Klebsormidium nitens is the source of this 1431-nucleotide messenger RNA. NCBI's taxonomy places the organism in Eukaryota, Viridiplantae, Streptophyta, Klebsormidiophyceae, Klebsormidiales, Klebsormidiaceae. The record is from the annotation of a GenBank genome assembly.